AUGGCCACCGUCCAACCCCAAUCGCCAGCGGGCCCCGCCCCUUCUACCCCGCACAAGGGGCGGCAUGGUAACGCCCCCAAUCCGCCCGCCGCCUCCGGCGAACCCCCCGCCGCGGCGGGUCCGGGCGGCGAGAUCGCCGCGCUCGACAAGCAGCUCGCCGUCGGCGGCGAGGAGAGGAAGCCGGGUGGAGGCGCAAGCGCCGGCGCACGCGGGGGAGGGAAGCUGGUAGCGGAGGCCAUGCGCAAGUACGCCGCGCCGCGGUCGUCGCGGUUCCACGGCGUCACAAGGCUGAAGUGGAGCGGCAAGUACGAGGCGCACCUCUGGGACAACACCAGCCAGGUCGAGGGCCGCAAGCGCAAGGGCAAGCACGGCAGCUAUGUUACUGAAGAGCAGGCUGCAAAGGCACAUGAUUUGGCAGCCCUUAAAUAUUGGGGCACAGGUCCAAACACCAAACUGAACUUCAGUAUUUCUGACUAUGAGAAAGAAAUCGAGAUUAUGAAGACCAUGUCUCAAGAUGAAUUUGUUGCCUACAUAAGGAGGCAAAGCAGUUGUUUCUCAAGAGGUACUUCAUCAUACCGGGGUGUAACCAGACGAAAAGACGGUAAAUGGCAGGCACGAAUUGGUAGGAUUGGUGAGAGUAGAGACACCAAAGACAUUUACCUUGGGACUUUCGACACUGAAGAAGAGGCGGCUGAAGCUUAUGACAUAGCAGCAAUUGAGCUUCGGGGUGUUCAUGCCGUUACCAACUUUGACAUUAGUAACUACUGUGAAGAUGGUUUGAGAAAACUAGAAGGCCCGUCAGAAGUGGCGAAGCUGGAAGGUCCAUCUGAGGUCAUGAAGCUCGCUGGACAAUAG
Miscanthus lutarioriparius is the source of this 855-nucleotide messenger RNA. NCBI's taxonomy places the organism in Eukaryota, Viridiplantae, Streptophyta, Magnoliopsida, Poales, Poaceae. The record is from the annotation of a GenBank genome assembly.